Penaeus vannamei (Pacific white shrimp) is the source of this 1258-nucleotide messenger RNA. The record is from RefSeq and is a predicted model, not a curated record. Lineage: Eukaryota; Metazoa; Arthropoda; Malacostraca; Decapoda; Penaeidae.
AUGACCUUAAUAUUGGCUGAAGAUCUGAGGGAGUUCGGAGACGGCGUGAUCUAUGACAUCCGUGUUAAGCUUCUGCAGGAGCCUCAAUCCAUUCAGUUUUCCUUAACUCUAUGUAUUUAUUUCCUGAUAUUUUCAGAUCCUGUCUUAGGCAUAAUUUUACCGUUCGCGAUUCUCAUCUGGUGUUGUUGUUGCAAACAUCGAAAAGCUGAGAGAUUUCUUACGGAGGAGCGGGAGUCCGGGAGGCUUCCUUCCAGGUCGCAUACGACUUCUGCGGAGUCCAUCAGGAAGCCGACACUCGAUCUCCAUGGACAUACGGUAAAGGACGCCAUAGAAAUGACGAAAAUCUUUCUCGCAAGUCACAGAUGUGAGAGGGUGCGAAUCAUCACCGGGCGAGGGAAUCACAACCCGGACGGCUUGGCUCCAAUCAAAAGUAAAGUUAUGAAGUUACUACACAACAGGGAACUCAGCUACUACUAUGAAAAUGAUGGCUGCCUCGUGGUCGAUGCUUGAUGAGAGUUCAACGUAAAGGAGACAAAGGCUGGAGUUAUUAAUGUCGUUUGAUUUGUUUGUUUGUAGUAACUUACCUUAGUGAUUUUCAUUUUGAGCUCCGCCAGGGAGGUUGUGUUUUCGGUCGUAUUGGUUAGUUUUUUGUGUUAGUUGAUUAGCAGGAUAAUUCAUAAUCCAAAUCCAGGAUUUUAAAAAUUGAUUGCAUGAGUUACCCCAAUUGCAAAUACAACUCAAAAAGUUAUGAACAGAGUUUUAUGAGAAUUUUACCAGUCUUAGCCUAACUUUAAUUCCAUUAUUGCCUUGGUGGAGGUAUGUGUUCUGUGCUUCUAGUUGUGCAUUGGCUUGUAUUUUUAUGUAUUUAUCUAUUUAUUUAUUUUUAUUAUUUUUAUUUUUAGAGGCUUCAUUUACCUUUUAUAGAGAAUGAAAGAAGUAGAUUCGUUUACGUCAGGUGCAAGAAUAUUUUUUCCCUAAAAUUCCCGUAUGAUAGACAGGCCAGGGUCAGAUAGUCAUUUUUACUGACCUUAACUGGUCCAAGUAAGGCAGGCCAGGCCAGUCUGCAUAAUGUUAGGGAAGGUGAAGAGCAGUAUUGUAGACUACAUCAUUUCUACUUCCUUGUAUGACCAAUAUGUGAAAAAAAUUACGUAUAGUUUCAGAAAAUUGUAUGUUAUGCAUCAGAUUUUUUUUCUUUUCAUACCAUCUUUUGAUAAUGGUAAAGUGUUAAAAGUUGUAAUGAAACCCAUAUAUACAGGCA